AUGAAAGACAGUGAAUCCAUUCAAGUAUUCUUCACAAAGGUUUCUGGGAUUGUGAACCAAAUCAGAUGUUAUGGGGACACUAUUCCAGACAAGAAAAUCGUAGAGAAAACUUUACGAAGUCUACCGCUAAAAUAUGAUCAUGUCGCUGCUGCUAUAGAAGAAUCAAAAUAUUUAUCUACACUUUCUUUACAUGAAUUAAUUGGUUCAUUGGAAGCACAUGAAAAAGAAUCAACAGAUCCACAGAACAAUCUGUGGAGCAAGCUUUCCAGUCCAAGAAACUCCAACAAAGGAGGCAACAGUUUCAAUAAUCAACAACAAGGCAGCAGUCCCAAUCAUCAACAAGGAAGCAGCAGUUCCAAUAAUCACAAGGAAGCAGCAAUUCAAAUAAUCAAAAUUUCUCAUCAAGAUUCACAAGAUGUUUGGUAUGUGGAUAGCGGAUGCAGUAAUCAUAUGACAGGAAAUAAGCAUUGCUUUGUCAAGUUAGAAGAAAAAGUGAACUCACAAGUCAAGCUUGGUGAUGGAAAACUACACAACGUGGAAGGCAAAGGUAUCAUUUCUGUGCAAACAAAAGGAGGUACUCCAAAACUUGUCUAUGAUGUGCUGUAUGUUCCUAAUUUGGCUCAAAAUUUACUAAGUGUGGGACAACUUUUGCAAAGAGGAUUCUUGAAUAACACUCUAGUGGCAAAGAUAAAAAUGACAGCAAACAAAGUUUUUCCGCUGUUGAUGACAUCAAAGGAAAACUUUGCUUUAGAAGCAGAAAAAGUUGAUGGAUCGUUGUUAUGGCAUUUAAGAUAUGGGCAUUUGAAUCAAAGAAGCUUGCAGCUGUUACACCAGAAAAAUAUGGUGGUUGGACUUCCCUCUAUUCACUCUGAAAAGGAAAUUUGUGAAGGCUGUAUCUUUGGAAAAUUCCAUCGGUUACCAUUCUCACAAUCAUCUUGGAGAGCAAAAGCCCCUCUUGAAUUGGUACAUGCAGAUAUUUGCGGACCAACUCGUACACCAUCCUUCAAUAACAAAAGGUACUUCAUUCUAUUCGUAGAUGAUUUCUCAAGGAUGAUGUGGGUAUAUUUCUUAGAACAAAAGUCAGAAGCAUUUUCUGAUUUCAAGCAAUUCAAAGCUUUUGGAGAAAAUCAAAGUGGUCACAAUUUGAAGGUGUUAAGAACAGAUCGUGGUGGAGAGUUUACAUGA
Prunus armeniaca (apricot) is the source of this 1185-nucleotide messenger RNA. Lineage: Eukaryota; Viridiplantae; Streptophyta; Magnoliopsida; Rosales; Rosaceae. The record is from the annotation of a GenBank genome assembly.